AUGAAGUUCACUCUCUUCACCACCAUCGUUGUCGCCUGUGUUGCCACCCUGGUCUCCGCUGCACCAGUACCAGAGCCUGCCCAGCUUGCUCCCCAAAACGAGGCCCGUGAAGCCAAGGCUGAUCCCCAGUGCCUCCGCCGCUUCUGCGCAUGA
Molecule: messenger RNA, 153 nt
Organism: Coprinopsis cinerea okayama7#130
Lineage: Eukaryota; Fungi; Basidiomycota; Agaricomycetes; Agaricales; Psathyrellaceae
Exons: 3
Coding region: 1-153 (50 amino acids)
Source: RefSeq, a predicted model, not a curated record